GUUUUUCAGACACACAUUUCUCACCAGAAUUCAGACCUCAGUAAUGCAGCACUUCAAACAAUGGGAUUUUGUGUAUUUUACAGUAACAUAGCAUGCAGCAUAUCAGCAACUGAGGUACAAGAAUUACUGUCGUCACUUAACAGUAUUGCUGUAAAAGCAACUGAUAAAAACACAUGCACAAGAGCACUUUGGGUGAUUUCAAAACAGCACUUCUCUGCAGAAGAUGUUGGAAAGGCGGUACUGUCAAUUCUUUCUACAUUAGAAAACGUAUUAAACAAAGAUGUGCAGUCAGUUGUCAUUGCCUAUGAAGCACUAAAUGUUGUUAUAAAACUGUUGGAACAGACACCUGCUCAGAUGACAGAUGAGGCAGUCCGAUGGGCAAAGAUUAUUAUCCCAUUGGUUGUUCACUCUGCACUCUGCACCCAAGGUUCGAUUAAGAGCCGCAACAGCAUUAGAACUCGGUGUGCCACUCCUGCUUCAGAAGCAACAGGAGGUGGCAGCCUUAACAGAACAGCUCAUGACCUCUAAAAUUAUUGGAGAACUCAACAAGCUGUUUACUAGCAAGAACGAGACCUAUGUUUUGAAAUUGUGGCCUUUGUUCGUCAAGCUGCUUGGGAAGACGUUACAUCGCAGUGGCAGCUUUAUUAAUUCUUUGCUGCAACUUGAAGAAUUAGGUUUUCGAAAUGGAUCCCCUGCAAUCAAGAAGAUUGCAUUUAUUGCCUGGAAAAGUCUCAUUGAUAACUUUGCAUUAAAUCCAGACAUUUUGUGCAGUUCAAAGAGACUAAAACUUCUAAUGCAGCCGUUGAGCUCUAUCCAUGUUAGAACAGAAGCUCUGGCUCUGACUAAAGUAGAAGUAUGGUGGUAUCUCUUGAUGCGUCUUGGAUCUCAGCUGCCAAUUCACUUUGAACAGGUUUGUUUACCUUUGAUUCAAAGUGCUUUAUGUGUAGAUAGAUGCAGCUUCUCCCCAGGCACAUCAACUGCGUUCAGCUAACCCGGUUGCCUCUACACCCAUACAGAAAGGAAAUGUGUCGUUUGGCACUCCAGUCACUCCAAUUACUCCAAAAAUGAACUUGAACUCCAGUCUCUUGGCUUCUGUCGCAUUUCCAUCUGUUCAUCUUCUCGGUAUAGAGAUGAUGCUUCAUUUCCUUUUGGGUCCAGAAGUUGUGCAGUUUGCCAAUAAACACAAGCUUGUGCUCAGUUUAGAGCCUCUCCAGCAUCCAUUGAUAGGCAGUUCCUCUUUCUUCAGUAAACAUGCCAGCACUUUGCUGAAUGCUGUCCAAGAUGGAUUUAUUACCAUUGGAAAGGAUGCUUCAGGUGCUGUACUUUAUGCUGUGUGGAAAGACAUGAUAGAGUUUGUAAAGGCAGCUAUGGAGACAGGUAGUAAAAAAGAACGGCAAGGCUCCGAGGUGUUGACCUGCUUGCUGCAAACUUUGAAAAACAUAAUCACUUCAGAUUCUCUUCAGGUGGAAAAGUGCUUGAGCCUUCUGGAGUGCACCGUGAAAGGACUACCUCAAAAAGUACUGGGAUCUGCAGCAUAUCAGGUGGCAAAUAUGGAUCUUCUUAAUGGGACUCCAGCUCUCUUUCUAAUACAACUUCACUUUCAUGCUGGAAUUCUGGAACAUGGCAUUACUGAGGAAAAAUUCUUUAUAAACUUUGAAACACUUGUAAGUUACGUCUUCUCUGGUCCAACCUCACCUUUGGCGUUUAGCGAGUCUGUCCUUAGCGAACUGAAUCAAGGUGCCAAGUUGCUAGAAAACAAAGAAUUGCUUUGGCGCCUGUGGAGUAUUCUGAUUAAUCCACUGACUGAAAAAGUUAAUCAGACUAAUGAAGUAAACCAAGGUGAUGCCUUAGAACACAACUUUAGUGCCAUGCACAGUGCUUUAAUGCUACCUAUAAAUCACAUCUUCCCAGUCUCCACCUUUCCACAGCCCACUGUGAAGACAUUGAUGCGCACUUGGUCUGAAUUGUAUAAAACAUUUGCCCGCUGUGCUUCAUUAGUUACUACAACUGAUGAGAAUGUGUGCUGUGAGGAGCUCUGCUCUCGGAUACUUACAGCACUUGGGGAUCAGCCAGUGGUUUUCUCCCUGCUGGAAAGGAUUGUUCAAGUUGUUACAGUUAUGGUGGAUUCUGUGAACUUCUCCCCAUAUAGCACAAAAUUCCAACCCAAAACAAAAGCUCCUCACACUCCAACUGAUUGGGCAAAGAAGAAGAAAGGUCCUCUGGGAAAUCUAAAUUCUUUAAUGAAGCUACUUGUGAGAGUGACUGAAGAAUUUCACUUCAUGUGUUCUGAUCAGUUCCAGAUUGAGGCAAAUGCUUCAAUAUUGUCUUCCAUGGGAUCUUCUAUUCUGAGUACAUUGUCUUCCUGCAUCAGUCAUGUCAGUUUACCUUCCAUACUUAGGACAGUAUUUUCACUGCUGACAAAGCCUAUUGCUGUGUUCUACACAAAGACCAAGUCUGACUCUCCAAAAGUGUACAGUUCUCUUGGCAGUAAGUUGGAUAAACUUCUUGGUGAGGUGCUCUCCUGUUUGGGCUCUCGAUACACUGGAUCCUAUGACGACGAUCUACUUGAAGCGCUCUCACCUUUGCUCUGUGCCAUAUUUCUUCACAAGAACAAGCAGUUCCGCACUCAGGCAGCACAAUUUUGGAAUGGGUCGUUUGCCAAGGCAGCCACGUUGGUUUAUCCAGAUGAACUCAAACCCGUUUUAAGUCAAGUUAAAAAAAAAAACUCCCCUCCUGUUACCUGGCUUCACCUUUACUGCUACAACAGAGGAGUCAAGUGGUCCCUAUUCUGAUAACAUGGACAACUCUCAGUUGGGAACAAAGGUUAGCGGUAUUGAGGUGAAGUCCACAGGGAAAAGAGACUCGUUACUGGCCAGAGCAGAAGAGCGUAAAAAUAAAAGCACUCCAACAAAAAUUCCACAGGCCAAGUUGAAAUUGGAGUUUUCUUCUCCGAAUACCAAAAAGAAAAUAUUGGAAGAGGAGCAGUCAGUCGACUUUGUAUUUAUCCCUCCUGAAGCUAAAGAGAGAGUUCUUACAGAACAUCAGAAGGAAGUCCUUCGUACAAAAAGGGUGGACAUACCGACCAUGUAUAACAAUUUAGAUGCAUCACAGGACACCACUUUGUUCACACAAUAUACUCAGAGCCAGGAAAAUUCAUUGGACAAGCCAGAAGUUAGAGUGGAUACUACAGAAAAUGCUGUUCAAUCCAAGGAAGAGAAUACUCCAAAGGGAAAAGAAAUAAAGGAAGAUGAAGCCAAAGAAAUUGCAGAUAUUGUAAUGUUGGAAGAUGAAGUUGAAAAGUCCAAAUCUUUUAAUGACUCUGCUGUGUUAAACACUUCAAAAGAAGUGCAAAACUCCUCAAAUAUCAGCAAUAGUUCUUUGGAUAUGGUGCUGGGAACCCCGCCACAACCAGUCAGCAGGCGACAGUCUUUUAUCACCUUAGAAAAGUUUGACAGCUCUGGGAAUCGCUCUUUUAGUCCUUUGUCUGAAACAAAAUUUCCAAAAGCAAAGGAAGUUAUUUUGGUGCCAGAUAGUCAAGAAGUAAAGAAUACAAAACAAAAGCGCAAGGAAAAAGAAAAUAAAAAAAUUACCAGCAGAGACCGAAUCGCAAAAUGAUAAAUCAAGACCUGCAUCCAGAAGAGGGUCAAGAGCUCUGCGUCAAGUUGAAGACACAAAGCAGAAACUUGAAGCACCUGAACAACCUAGUCUGAAAUGUGAAAGUGUAGUGGACACAGGGCCUUCAGAAGAAAUGGAAGACAGUGAGUGUGUCCCAGAAUCUCAGCUUCCUCAGCAGGAAGAACAUGUUGUGGACCAUGAUAAGGAAAAUUCAGCACCGGAGAAUAUUACAGAAUUCAAAGAAAACACUCCACCAGAGACUAGCACAACCGUAAAGGAAGAUGCUCAAGUGACUCAGAAAGCACCUGGUAAUCUAAUUGUGUUGAGGCGUUCUUCCAGGAGGCAAUCGGAAAUAAUGGAAGCCGUUAAAAAGGAGGCUGCAACAGAAAAACAAUCCCAGACCAAGGAAGAGCAAAAAAUAGGUUCAAAAAAGAUUCCUCCAUCUAAAGAAACUCCCGUUAAGCAACAAAGUGAAAAGCUUACAAAAGCUGUAGAAAAAGAUACUGACAGUUCCAGAAAUAGUCAGGAAAGUUUACAAGUUAAAACAUUGAAGAACACUGAUAACGAUGAGGAACUUCCAGACUCUAACUCCAGCGAAAAGAUGACAAGAGGCAGAUCUAGAUAUCAGACACGAAGGUCUCUGCAGACUCUUCAGGCUGCCAACGAAAAUUCAGAAUCUGAUAAUUCAGAACCUCGUGAACUAACAGGCAAGCGAAAACGAGGUAGACCUAAGAAGGCAGAUGGAUCUGAAAAGAAGGAAAAAGAGGAAAGCUCUCAGGAGUCACAGAAUGAUACAGCUACUUUUGAUAUGGAACCAGAUAAAGGUGAGUGCGCUUCUGAUGUGGUCUCUGACAUGGAUUCCCAGCCAGAAAUAGAUGGAGAAACCUACACGAUCUCGACCGAUACCUCUGCAUUGCCAACAAAGAUUCCAAAGUUAGAGGAUGGCAGAAAUACAGAGUUAGGCUCUACCAUGGAAAUCAACAACACAUGUGAACUUGCCAAACUUUGCAGCACGGUGCAAAGCUUAAUGACUGAGCCUUCUGCUGGGGACUUUUCCACUGCACUUUCUGAUGUAUUUAGAAAUUCUGAAAGCACGUCAAAGUUGCCUGACUGCCCUCAUAAAAGAAGUCGGAGAAUCAGAAGGUCCAAGGGUUGUGACUGUUGCGAGGCUUCAGGAAGACAAGAAAAGUCCUUCAUGGAAUUAAAAUCUGAAGAGUCAGAAAGUAAAAACAAGACUAUCAAUGCAUCAUCUGACAUGCAGUUCAACUGUACUUUCUCUGUGCCGUGUGCUGUUAGCACACCACUUGUUACAGCAAAACAGCAAGCAUUUUUCAAAGGCUUUGCCGCAGAAAUUAAAUCUGACACAGAGUCAGAGCUUGACCAAACAGUUGUUCAAUUUAGUAAGAGUAACACAGAAGAAGUAACAGAAAUUUAUGUUCAGACAAAAACAAUAGAAGCUUUGGAAUCCUCAACUGAGCCUACUGCAGAAGUGACAGAAAUUCAAAAAUAUACACACGGUGACAAUGUGAGCUUUCAGAAGCAAAGUAGUAAAGAACCAUGUGCAGAAAAUAAACAAAAUGUUGAGGCAGAAAAAGAAAACAUCUGCAAGACCUUUGAUGUAGAGAUCAUUGAAACAUCUACAAAUGACCAGACUUGUGCAAAACCAGAGGAGGAGCUGGAAGAUGCUCAGAUUAUAGUAGAUGAGUGUAAUAAUGUGGCUGAAAUUGAAGAGAGAGACCACUCUGCCACACCAAGUCAGGAUUUUGCUGAAGUGAAUAAUUUAGAGGUGGACAAAGAUCCUGCUAAAGAUACUGAAAUAGUAGUAGACAUUGCACCUGCGAAGCUUGCGCUAGCUACUGCUAUGGAAACUGAAGCAGAGGAGGAUGGAGCUCUUGCUGAGAAGACUAAAGCAAAUGUUGGCGAAGCUUCUGUUGAACUGGCUGAGCCCAGAGAAGAAUCUUUUGUUGGGAUGGCUGAGGAAGAGAUGAACAAAGCUGUUUUGAAAGAAACAGGACAACAGGUGGAAAGCGCUUUUUCAGGGGAGACUGAUGCAGAGGUCAACACAUCUCCUCCUGGGGAGACUGAAGUAGAGAUAGACAAAGCUGCUGCUGAGGAGACUGAAGCAGAGGUAGGCAAAGAUCCUGCUGAGGAGACUGAAGCAAGGGGGGGUACAGCUUAUCCUAAGGAGAUCGAAGCUGAGUUGGACACAGCUGCCCCCAAUGAAUCUGAAGCAGAGGUUGGCACAUCCCCUCCUGGGGAGAGGGAAGAAAACAGAGCCUGUCAGAAAUUAAGGGUAGAUCUGGUUACAGAGACUUUAGUUGAAGAGAAAACUUUGAACAUAGAUGAUGGAAACAUUAAACUUCAGCGAGAAAAUGCUCAGAGGACUUGUGAGGAGAAUGCAGUAACUUGUAUAUUUCCAUCUGCUGACACCUUGCCGCUAAAAGUAACCUUGACUAAAGGGGUUAAAAUGGAUGAAGAUUUAACAACUGCUGCAGAGAAGUGUGCUGCUCCGAGAGUAUCUGAAAGUAUGCAGAUAGAUCUAGGUGAAGGACAGUCCAACACAGAUUCACCUCCUAAAAUAAAAGGCUUGAUUUCUAUGGCCCAAGCCAAUGAUAGCCCCAGUGGAAGCUUCAGCUGGUCUCCAUCUGCAUCACCUUCAACAAGCAUUCUGAAGAAAGGGAUAAAGAGACAACAGCAGGAAUUGGACUCCCCCUCUCCACUUAACAAGAUUAGGAGAGUAUCAUUUGCUGAUCCAAUAUAUCAAGAAGGAUUGGCAGAUGACAUUGAUCGCCGUAGCCCUGUGAUUAGAAGCAAUUCAAGUAGCUCACCAUCCUCAAGAAGUCUUAAAAUGCUAACGAGUACUCAGCCAAAGAUUAUCACCACCCCAACCAAAGGAUUUGUGUCUCCUGGGUCUCGUGUUCUUGGAUUUAAGAGUUCAAAGAAGAGUUUGAUUUCAGAAAUGACCAAAGAGUCUAUGCCAUCUCCUAAAGAAAGUGUCUACCCUGCCCUUAUGAACUGUGCAACAUCCAUUGAUGUCAUUCUUCCACAGAUUACCUCCAAUAUGUGGGCCAGAGGACUUGUACAGUUCAUCCGUGCUAAAAAUAUAAAAACAAUUGGCGACCUCAGUACGCUUACACCUUCUGAAAUUAAGACAUUACCAAUCCGUUCUCCAAAGAUCUCUACUGUGAAAAAAGCUCUGCGAACCUACCAUGAGCAGCAGACAAAGGCAAAAGGCUUUGAUGAAUUUGCUGCCCUUGAUGAAGCUGAAAAGCCAAUAAAUGGUCUUGAUGAGAAGCCAUUAUCAGCUGUAGAAAAACUUGAAACU
This is a messenger RNA of Staurois parvus, 6940 nucleotides long. Lineage: Eukaryota; Metazoa; Chordata; Amphibia; Anura; Ranidae. The record is from the annotation of a GenBank genome assembly.